This is a messenger RNA of Austrofundulus limnaeus, 5265 nucleotides long. Its product is annotated as membrane-associated phosphatidylinositol transfer protein 3. Gene Ontology annotation, cellular component: cytoplasm. Gene Ontology annotation, molecular function: phosphatidylcholine binding; phosphatidylcholine intramembrane carrier activity; phosphatidylinositol binding. Gene Ontology annotation, biological process: phospholipid transport. The coding region runs from base 482 to 3358 and encodes 958 amino acids. The transcript has 20 exons. Lineage: Eukaryota; Metazoa; Chordata; Actinopteri; Cyprinodontiformes; Rivulidae. The record is from RefSeq and is a predicted model, not a curated record.
UCCCUCUGUCUCUCCGCUGCUUGGCGGGUCUUUAUCCUGAAGCGUCAACAGGAGGAGGACGGACCUCCAGCUGCUGCAGCCGCGGACCGGCGCGCACCGCUGGAGGCAGUCGAGCUGCAGACCGGAGCCAGUUGGAGCAACUCCGGCGGAGAGGAGGGAAGGAGGACGUGUGGUGGUUGGGGGGGAAACGAGCAGGGCGGGCAUGACAUGUGAGCAAAGUCUGCACAGAAACAACACGCACAGUCAAAGUAUGUUGUCUGCGUCUCGGCGCUCCGCUGGACUUUGCGCAGCUGAAUGAGAGCUUCGGCUUCCCGUCUCAGCGACGCUCCGGUGCCGAGAGGAGGCGCGCGUUCAGUCCGCCCCGUGUGCAGGUGCAGCAGCCGGGAGAGAGGCUGACGAAGAGCCGCCGCUGUAAUUAAACUGUCUGCGCGACGGCGUCAACGAGUGGCCGCGGAGACAGGAAGACACCGGAGAGGACACUAUGUCAAGGGAGACACGAGGCAGAGGCUCGGCUCGAAAACACAGCGCCACUCAUUGGUGUCUGCAGAACAUCGCUCAAGAAUCAGUUGAAAGCUCCGAUGAGGAGUUCUUCGAUGCCAAAGCAGAUGUUAUGGAAGGGAAGAGCGCCAUUCUUCUGGGCAUGAGUCAGUGGAACUCAAAUGACCUGGUGGAGCAGAUCGAAACUCUGGGACAUAUGGAGGACCAGUCUCACGAGGGUCUGUGCCAGCUGGGGGGUCCUCGUUGCGCUCCUCAGAGCAGCAUUGAAGGGCUGGAUGAUGCAGAGAGGAAAUGUAAAACCCAUGUGCUGCUCCUCGUGGUGCACGGCGGAAACAUCCUGGACACAGCGGGCGGAGACCCCAGCACAAAGGCCGGCGACGUGGCCACGCUGGCCUCGGUGUUUGAGAAGGUGACGCGGGCGCAUUUCCAGGCAGCGUCGGAGCACGUGAUGAUCAAGCUGGUGCCGUGUCCCGCCGUUUGCGCCGAAGCCUUCUCCCUGGUGUCCAAUCUGAACCCGUACAGCUACGAUGAGAGCUGCGUAUCCAGUAGCGUCGACCACCUGCCUCUGGCUGCCCUCCCGCUCCUCGCCAUCGUGUCGCCACGCUACCAAGACGCUGUGGCGACCGUCAUCAACCGGGCCAACCAAAUUUACCACAACUUCCUGCAGUCGGAAGACGGCCAGGGAUUCACAGGGCAGGUUUGCCUGAUGGGUGACUGUGUGGGAGGAGUGCUGUGCUUCGACGCUUUGUGCUUCAGCAACCACCCGAGGCCGGGCAGCCCCAACAACAAUAGCGGCAGCAGGAACAACAGCACCGAGAGCCUGAAGGACAACACAGGUCGGCUGGGGGAGUCCAGUCCCGGUCUGAGUUCAAGCAAGAGGCUGAGUAAGAGCAACAUCGAUAUUUCCGCUCCCAAUGAAAGUCAGAGCGGCCCGUCGCUCAGCCGUAAGCAGAGCGACUCGUACGACGGAGACACCUCGUCCGCCGGCCAACGCAACUUUUUUUCCAGUUUGAUGAAGGAGAGUGUGGAGGUGCGCGGUGGCAGCAGCAUCAGUCUGGUGCUGAACCCCGGUCGUUUUGACUUCGAGGUGUCAGAUUGUUUCCUGCUGGGCUGUCCUCUGGGACUGGUUCUGGCCAUGAGACGAACUGUGCUGCCAACCGUUCAGGUGAGUCAGCUUCGCCCGGCCUGUUCUCAGAUCUUCAACCUGUUUUAUCCCUCGGAUCCUUCAGCCUCCCGACUGGAGCCGCUGCUGCAGCCUCUCUUUCACAAGUUGCCACCGUUUGCUGUGCCGCGCUACCAGCGCUACCCUCUAGGAGACGGACGCUCACUGCUCAUUGUGGACAGUAUCCAAAGCCAUCCAAGUGUGUUUUUGGAGGAUGAGCAGCAUGCAGGUCCAGCUUCACAGCAUUCCUCUGAAGCAAAGAACGAAGGAGGAGGUGAUGGAAGGGGUCGUAAAGCCAGUGUGACCAGUGUGGAAAGUGGAAUAUCAGCUUGGUCCAUGGGCCGGCUGGGAAACACCAUCGCUAACAUUUCCAGUAGCUGGUGGGGCUCCAAGAGGCUGGACUUUGCCCUGUACUGCCCCGACGUGCUCACAGCGUUCCCAACGGUGGCUCUGCCGCAUCUUUUUCACGCCUCCUACUGGGAGUCCACUGACAUCGCUGCUUUUAUUCUUCGGCAGCUGAUGCGGUGUGACUGUGUGAAGACGCAGGAAGUGGACAGCUUGGACUCAGCUUCCUUCUCUCCCUCCAGCCCACGAGAGAAAUGGCUCAGGAGGAGGACACAUGUCAAACUCAGGAACGUCACAGCCAACCACAGAGUGAAUGACGUUAUCGCCACUGAGGACGGCCCCCAGACUUUGGUGGGUCGCUUCAUGUACGGCCCCCUGGACAUGGUCACUCUGACGGGAGAAAAGGUCGACAUCCUGGUGAUGACACAACCUCAGUCUGGCCGGUGGGUGUACUUCGACACAGAGGUGACCAACAGCAGCGGCAGAGUCACGUACACCAUACCGAAAACCAAGAAGCUUUACCUGGGAGUCUAUCCAGUUAAAAUGGUGGUUAAAGGGGAUCAGACCAGUGCAGAGGCCUAUCUGACGGUGUUGCCCCGAGGAAUGGAGUGUGUGGUCUUCAGCAUCGACGGAUCAUUUGCUGCAAGCGUGUCCAUCAUGGGCAGUGAUCCCAAAGUCCGGCCUGGAGCUGUUGAUGUUGUCAGGCACUGGCAGGACCUCGGGUAUCUUAUCAUCUACAUCACAGGCCGGCCUGAUAUGCAGAAGCAGCGUGUCGUAUCAUGGCUGUCACAGCACAACUUCCCCCACGGGAUGAUUUUCUUUUCUGAAGGCCUGGUACAUGAUCCCCUGCGACAGAAGACCAUCUUCCUCAGAAACCUCAUACACGAGUGUCAUAUUAAGAUCAACUCUUCUUACGGCUCCAUGAAGGACAUCUCUGUUUACAACAUGUUAGGCCUCAACCCCUCACAGAUUUAUAUUGUUGGCAGACCUUCGAAGAAGUACCAGAAUCAGUGCCAGUUCCUGAGCGAGGGCUACGCGGCACACCUCUCCACCCUUCAGUUCGGCCACAGAGCCAGGCCCAAGAAAUCCCCCUCGGUUCGCAUGGUCUUGAGAAAAGGUUCGUUCGGUCUCUCGGCGAAGCCCGACUUCCUGUGUAAGCGCACCCACCUGCGCAGGACCAUGUCGGUCCAGCAGCCCGACCCGCCCUGCACGCCCAACCCCAAGCCGGAGCGAGCCCAGAGCCAGCCAGAGUCGGACAAAGAUCACGGUGGUGGAGGAGGAGGUGGAAGUGGAGGAGGUGGGCAGGGGCCGUGGGGACGGACCCCCAUACACCGUGGAGACACCACUCCCUGACAUCGAGAAUGGAUCGUAGGAGGAAAUAAGAAGAGGAGGACAAAUGGGUCUUAGUGUCCAGGGCCAAGUGUCUCAUCUGUCUGCUUAACGCUGAGCUGUACAUUGGACUGCUGGCUCCCCUCACCUGCUUUCCUUCCUCUAAGGACAUUUUUACCCUGAUCUGCUCUGUGGAUAAUAUCAGUCUCCAUGAAUCUGAACCUGUUGCAGUGGAUGGCAACAGCUUUUUUUUUCUUUUUUUGCAAAAUGUUUAUGUCAAGCUCAAAUGUAAAAUCAUACAAAAGUGCUUAUGGUCAUAAAUGUGCACACCUAUAGUUUUUAUGCACACACGUCCUAGAGCCUGAAAAAAAUGGGAUGAUGGGGGUUACUUUGCUCCAGACUGAACACAAAUUACCAGAUGCUUCACAACACUUUGGUCUCAUUCAGACAAAUGUGCUGAAAGGUUUUCAUGCUGCCUGACUCCCACAUGAGUUCUCCGUGAUGUAAACACACAUCGCCCCUGCAUGGGCCUCUGGACCCAGAAGCAUUGUGACAUUCUGGGUUAAUCUCAUCGUGAGUCCUGGACCUCGCAGCGCCUGAGGACCCGAUCUCUGCCUCUCUUUUACUCCCACCAUUUGAUGUUUCCUCUGAGUUGUGGUUGGCACACUACUCCCCCUUCACCUCCUGCCUCUCCCCCCUUCAACCAGUCAGGCAGAACAGGCCUUUCCACAGCCACUUCAAUCGGGCUACAGUCGUCAGAGGGACUUGACAUGCGUGGUACAGCUCCUGAGUUCGCAUUUGCACUAAACAGCCGUAUUGUGCACAGUCACUGCUUGUUGGUUCUUGUAGUGAACUGAAAAAAAGAAAAAGAAAUGGUAUUAGUGCAAAGAAAAAUAUGUAUUUGACCAAAAAGUGUUUACAGAAUUGUGAGAUGGUUGUAAAAAUUGAUGUGUUUAAUCCACAUAAAUACUACAAUGUAAUUAUCUUUAUUAGAAACAGUUUAGUUGCAGUAUAGCUUGUAAGAUAUUCUACAAUAAACACAAAGAUGCUGUUGCAUCAUUUAUCCCAGCUGCACUGAAAAUCAACAUAUUUAUGCUGAAAUCUAACAGUCUUGUGCACUUGAACAAGUUUUAUGUUGUCAUGUUGGAAAAUCUGUGCAAGUUGAGCAUAUUUUUCUAUGAAGAAAUAUUGUAAAUAGAAAUAUUUUCAACGUCUGAGUUGUUGAUUUUAAGCCUUAAACUGUAUUUGAUGUUGUGUGGAGAAUCAGAAUCACUUUGUUUAGCCAAAGUGUGGAUUUUUACCAUGUGUUACGACAGAGUUCGUUUAUCGUGACAGGUUUUAGAUACUCUAAAAUGACUGCGUGGGUGUGUAUGUGUGUGUUAAAUAUGCAGAGGACAGCGAUGAUGAGUAAAUGUGUUUGCGUGGAAAAUCAGAAGAUGCGUUGAGGACGAUUUGUGCGCCUUCUCCCUGCAGCUCACUACUGCCGGUUUUUCAGAACAGACUGUGGAUUUUUUUUUGUUUUAGCACCAGAAUGAAGCAGCGUGUCGGUGGAUUAUGUGGUUGAGGUUUUUAUACCUGCUAUGAAAGUAAAAGGGAUUGUGGGCUCUUAGGGUGUCUUGUUUUAAAUGAAAAUCUGUACAGUUGAAUGAAACUUGCAAUCCAGGAGGGAGCUUUAUCUUUAAACCAUUUUUCUCCACUUUACUGCACCGUGUCCACAUAUUUAAUAUUUGCCUCUGAAUCUACAGCACACUAGUUUUUCCUUGAGAAACCUUGUAAUUCCGUAUUAAUUAUUACUGAAACAUUGUUAAACUAAAGAACAUUCCAGCCAGUGUCCACACGCUGAUUAAGAAGACCCUGUUUUCAUAUAAAAUGUGAUUUUAAAAAACAGCUUUAAUAGAGGAGCAUUCAAACACAGCAGAGUGAACUGCAAA